Molecule: messenger RNA, 621 nt
Organism: Gryllus bimaculatus (two-spotted cricket)
Lineage: Eukaryota; Metazoa; Arthropoda; Insecta; Orthoptera; Gryllidae
Source: the annotation of a GenBank genome assembly
UGUUGUUGAAUGAGAGUGUAGUGGUAAUAGAAGGGAGGAGAAUGGUGUGGAAUAUUUUUUUAUGUUCACGAGUUAAAAAUUGAACUUCGAGAAUUUUCAAAUUGUGUUGCUUAGAUGGCCGCAUUUUUUAAUAAAUAGUUGACGUUGACUUUUAUACAUAGAAUAUUUAAAAUUCUGAUAUUAAUGUACAGUGUAUAAAAACGUCUUAUAUGCCGUUUUAGGUUAAUAUUAUAAUAAAAUAAUAGUUAUAAUAUGUCGGUGCAUAAAGCAAAAGGCACCAUACCAGAAGGAGCUGUAAGGCUCACCGAACAAGAGGCAAUAAAUCGCCAAUGGCAAUUAAUAAUGAAUUGGACUCCAGAGAAAGAUGUCAUAACAUUAAGGCCUUCAGUGUUUCACUAUGGAACAAAACACCAAACUAACAUUAAUUCAAAGAAAGAAGCCCUGUAUAUAAUCACACAAUCUGUUGCACCAUGCACAGUACAUCUAUUUCAUUUCCGUAUUGGCUUUGCUGAUCAUCCUCCUGACAGAAAUUCAUGUAGCCACCGUAGAACGAUUCCUCCAUGCAAAGAACUUGUUGAAUGCAGAGGAACUGCGAUGAAUGAAACUGUCAUUCACAUAUGA